GUCACCGCAAAGGGCAAAGCCUUCUGAAAUAGCAACAAAGUUGUUCACGAACCACUUUGUGGUUUGCAUUUGGUUUCAGCCGGCUUCGGGAACUUGUUGCCAUGAGGAAAACAAGCUGCCCUUUGCUGGCCGGCCGGGCAAGGAGCGCGGCGCUGUGAAGCGCUCCCGCCCCAGCGAGGUGCCAAGGGGCAGCGAUGGCACCUGGGCAGAGCCCGGAGGAGCUGAGGCAGCAGAGCCGGGCCGUGGGCGCGGGGCAGGAUGAGGAGCGCGGCCGGGGCUGCAGGCGCUGCCGGCUGCCGGCUGCCGCAGGUUGUGGAACAUUCACUUUUCUGUCUUCUGCCAUUGCUGCCAUAAGUGGACUUCUGAUGGGCUAUGAGUUGGGCCUUAUCUCUGGAGCUCUUCUUCAGAUGAGCAGCAUUUUAACACUCUCUUGCAAAGAGCAGGAAGUCAUUGUAAGUUCCCUGCUUUUUGGGGCCUUGUUUGCAUCCCUUACUGGUGGAUUUCUUAUAGACAGAUUUGGAAGGAGACUUGCUAUUAUUAUUGCAUCAUCUUUACUUGUGCUGGGGAGUCUGAUUCUGCUGCCCUAUGAAUCAUAUGAGGUACUCAUUGUGGGCCGGAUCGCCAUAGGUAUUUCCAUCUCACUGUCGUCAAUUGCCACGUGUGUGUAUAUCGCUGAGAUCGCCCCACAGCACAGAAGAGGCCUCCUUGUGUCAUUAAAUGAACUCAUGAUUGUGAUAGGCAUUCUCUUUGCCUAUAUUUCAAAUUAUGCAUUUGCCAGCAUAUCUCACGGCUGGAAGUACAUGUUUGGCCUGGUGAUUCCAUUGGGUGCUUUGCAGGCUGUUGCCAUGUAUUUCCUUCCUCCAAGCCCUCGGUUUCUUGUGAUGAAAAAUGACGAUGAAGCGGCGAGAAAAGUACUGGAGAGGCUACGGGAAACAUCAGAUGCUACUAAUGAGCUCACUGUGAUUAAGUCUUCCCUGAAAGAUGAACAUCAGUAUAGUUUCUUGGACCUGUUUCGUUCAAAAAACAACAUGAGGGCCCGAAUGCUGGUAGGACUCACUCUAGUUUUUUUUGUGCAAACAACUGGGCAACCCAACAUUUUAUUUUACGCAUCGACUGUUUUGAAGUCAGUUGGGUUCCAGAGCAAUGAAGCUGCCAGUUUGGCUUCCACCGGAGUUGGAGUGGUUAAAGUGGUCAGCACAGUCCCAGCCACGUUUUUUGUGGAUCAAGUUGGAAGUAAAACUUUUCUGUGUAUUGGCUCUUCUGUUAUGGCAAUAUCGUUGGUCACUAUGGGCUUAGUGAACCGUAACAUACAUGUGAAUUUAACCAAGGUCUGCAGAAGCCAGUCUCCAGAGGAUUUCUCUCUCCAGAGACCAGGAAACUUCACUGUCACCAAUGGGAGUCUCAAGGACCUCUUUGCUAGCAGGGCUUCAACAGAAAGAUUGUCAUUUGAUGUACAGAGCCCAGAUGUUGCCAGGACAGGAGAACUGAACAGGACUGCCCUGGCAGGAGGCAAAAGCACAACAGGGUCUCAUGUGGAAAGUGGGGAGGUCCCUGUUGUCCUGAAAUGGCUUUCACUGGCCAGCCUGCUUGUCUAUGUUGCUGCAUUUUCCAUAGGUCUUGGACCAAUGUCCUGGUUGGUCCUGAGUGAAAUUUUCCCUGGUGGGAUCAGAGGACGGGCCAUGGCUUUGACAUCCAGCAUGAACUGGGGUAUAAACCUGCUCAUCUCCUUGACGUUUUUGACUGUAACUGAGCUCAUUGGCUUGUCCUGGGUGUGCUUCAUUUACACAAUAAUGAGUCUAGCAUCACUGGCUUUUGUUAUCAUGUUUAUACCAGAGACAAAAGGAUGCUCUUUGGAGCAAAUAUCCAUGGAACUAGCUAAACACUCAGUCUGGAAGAAGUGCAAAGAAGAAUCAGAGUGCCAGGGAGAAGAAAGAGUCUCAACAGGAGGAGCCUACCAAAGACAGAUAAAUUUAGGAGACACAUAUGCUUCAUAAAAGCUCCAGAUAUUCACUGGUAGCACUCAAGAGCUUUGUAAUUUGAUUCGAAGAGGCAAGCCUAAUCUACAACAGCUAUUGUAGUUGUAAUGGCCAAAUCUUCAUUCAUCAGUUUGGGACUACACUUUGUCCCUCAAAACCUAUUACAAUUUUGUUCAUUGUUCAAAUAUCUUCUGCUUUUUCCUUUAAAAAAUUGUAAUAAUAAUAACUAGUGUUCCCUAAUGGUGGUUUGUUCAUUGCUCUUUGACUAUGCACAAAAUCCUUAUUUAUGUCAGGAGUGCCAAGGUCCACAUUAUUUGAUGCAAACUGGAAAACUUAGGUGUAGCAAGCUUUGCUACACAUAGCAUGCUAGAUUGAAUUCCCUGACUGUUGAACUCAACCUCAUAAUUUCAUGGUUAUAAGCCCUCUAAGAAGCUCAAGAAGUGGGCCCAUGCAAAUCUCAUGUGGUUUAGCAAGGGGUUUAACAAGGUGCUGCACCUGGGUCCAGGCAACCCCUGGGAUCAGCACAGGCUGGGAAUGAACAGACCGGGAGCAGCCCUGCCCAGAGGGACUUGGGGGGCUCUGGUGGGUGAGAGGCUGGACAUGACCCAGCAAUGUGCACUUGGAUCCCAGAGAGCCAAUUGUAUCCUGGGCUGCAUCCAAAGCAGUGUGGGCAGCAGGGCCAGGGAGGGGAUUCUGUGCCUCUGACCUGCUGAGAGCCCACCUGCAGUGCUGCAUCCCGCUCUGGGGUCCCAGCACAGGAAGGACAUGGACCUGCUGGAAUGAGUCCAGAGGAGGCCACCAAGAUGAUGAGAGAUAGAAUAUAGGUCCUAUGAGAAAAGGCUGAGAGAAUUGGAAUUGUUCAUCUGGAAAAGAGAAGACCUAACUGGAACUUGCCACUACCCAAAGGUAACCUCUAAGAAAGAUGGAGAGGGACUUUUUACAAGGCCAUGUGGUGACAGGACAAGGAGGAGCAGCUUUAAACCAAAAGAGGGUAAGUUUACAUUAGGUAUUUACAUUCUUUACUGUGAGGAUGGUGAGGCACUGGAACAGAUUGCCCAGAGUUGUGGAUGCCCCAUUCUUGGAUGUGUUCAAGGCCAGGUUGGAUGGGGCUUUGAGCAACCUGGUCUAGUGGAAGGAGUCCCUGCCCCAUGGCAGGGGGCUGGAACAAGAUGAUCUUGAAGGUGCCUUCUAACCCAAAGUAUUCUCUGACACCUACAGAGAGUUCCAAAAGGCCUUUAUGAACAUACUACUUACAAUUUAUGGCAAAGUUAGGUUUCUUUUUGCUCUGAGGGGAUUUGGUGAAGCAUCUCCCAUACUACUCCUUCCUUUACAUACUUUCUGCAAGAAGUCACUAUGGACAGCCCCAAGUUCUACAUCACCCCAUCAGGCAGAUGAAAUCCGUCAUGCCAGGCAUUUGCUUCCUCCAGCUGUUCUUCCACCUUUUCUUCCGAAGCUGUGAUUUCUGGUACAGUAACAGCUCAGUUUACUAUUUUUAGCACCCCCUAGGAUGGAACAUUACCUGCAGCAUGCAAGAGCAGUGUUACAUUUCUCUUCGGUGAGAUAGGGAAAAAAGACAUAAGUACAUUUAUACAUAUUUAUUGUAUCUUUUUAAAAGUAGCAUUUGCAGUUACUUUUAAGCAUUCACCUCUCUUCUGCUUAAAAUGUGCACUUACUGAGAGAAACAUCUACUGGCUUUCAAGUCCAAGAUUAAUACUAAUAAUAAUACAUGCCAGAAUCAAGCUUCACUGCUUGUUGGCAGCUCCUGUCAUCAAAACAGUAUACAGUAAGAAGAGUGUAGAAAAGGUCUGUGUUAAUCAUUCAGCAAUAGGCUGGGGCUGGAUUAGAGUGACCACAACAUCUUCUCCAGUUGAAGCACAACAAUUUUCCUGAAGUUCACAUUUAAAAUUUUUCUUUUGCAUUGAGUAGGUGGACAAGGCAGUUGUUUUUUCUACAGUAGCUUCAUAAGUUGAUAACGUAAUUAAGCUAUCAGACAGCGUCCAAGGGCGGGCCACAAGGAUGGUGAAGGGUCUGGAGGGGAAGCUUUAUGAGGGGCUGAGGUCACUUGGUUUGUUCAGCUUGGAGAAGAGGAGACUGAGGAGAGACCUCAUUGUGGUCUUCAGCAUCCUCACGAGGGGAAGCAGAAGGGCAGGUACCGAUCUCUUCGCUCUCGUGCCAGUGAGAGGACUUGAGGAAACAGCGUGAAGCUGAGUCAGAGGAGGGUAUCAGGAAAAAGUUUUUCACCCAGAGGGUGGUUGGGCACUGGAACAGGCUCCCCAGGGAAGUGGUGACAGCACCAGCCUGACAGAGUUCAAGAAGCAUUUGGACACUGCUCUCAGGCACAGGGUGUGACUCUUGGGGUGUCAUGCACAGGGCCAGGAGUUGGACUCGGUGAUCCUGAUGGCUCCCUUCCAACUCAGCAUAUUCUGUGGUUCAUCUACAGGAAAACACUUGCUGUAGACCUUUAUAUUUAGAAAUGUCUUCUCUUCAUGUAACAACAAGAAAAUAUUUAAAGUCUGGCAUGUAGUUAAGAGAACUGGGAACAAACCAAAUUUCAUCCUCAGAUAAACAUACGUCACUACUAUAGAUUUCAAUCUAGCCCAAGCACAAAGUUUUACACAUACUACAAACAGAAACAGAAGGUAUCAGCAAAAGACUAUUCUUACAUUGUUUCAAAUUAAUUUGCAACUAUACAAUUUUAAUUGUAACAUAAAAAGAGAAGGAAUAUAACAGAACAGGUAUGAAGAGAAAUAUUUUCCAAACUUUUAUUUGUGCACAUUCAUCAGGUGAAAAAGAUAACUUUUACAGCUUCUUUGGUGCCCAAUAUUCAGCAUACAAAAAUGUAAAAGACUAUUCACAAAUAAAACACAAGCUCAAGCUAAAAAAAAAAUGUCUUAAAGGUAGUGCACAUCGUGACAGCUUUGCUUAUGAAUACACAGAAAUUACUGCAAAAAUAAAUAGAAUGUCUUUUUAAAAGCAGCAAUUUCAUAUCUUGUAAACUUUCGUUUUUACAAUACAGCACUGUUAAGAGUAAAAUCCAAAAGAACUGGAGUCUAUACUGUGGCCAUGAGCAAGUAAAAGAGUCUGUAUUCCUCUGCUAUGGUUGGUCCAGUUUUCCUUUUUGCUUUUAGUCCAAUGUGCAGCAGUCUUUGAAGGUGCUCGGUUAGGGAACCUAACCAUCAAGUGGUGAAUUACAAAAUUUAUUUCCUGCUUUCAAACACGAAUGGAUAAAUCUGUUCCACAGCACUGGCAACAGCCUUUACAUUUGGCCCUAAGACACAGUUUAAAAAAAAAAGAAAAAAGGCAGUAGGAAGAGAAAAUACAGGGAAUCAGAAAUUAAAGUAACAACAGUACCUUUAAAAAAACCUUAAUAUUAUUAGCAAUCGCAACAUCAUACCACAGACAAUAACAAGUUCUCCCCCAUUUCUCCUAACUUAACAGAUUUUCUCUGAUCGCUUUUCAUGUGAAAGUCUUUUCUUGUAAAUCUGCAAGAUGUUCUACAUUUGUCAAUGGAUAAUUACAAUUAAAUAAUACUGUCAUUUAAUUUCAUAACAACUUGGCUGAUUUUCAAUUUACUGGCUUAAACAGCCCAGAGAAGAGGCUGAGUGGCAGAGGUAAAUUAGUUCUUUUACUUAUGUCAGUCUUCUAAGAAUUCGUAUUUCUUCAAGCCUAGCCACUCUUCACUCUUGCUUUAAAAACCUACCAACAAGAGCUACUGUUAAAUAAUGCUGGAUUUAACUGAAGUACAUUUCAAGCAAGGUUAUUAUAGGUUUGAAAAUUAUAAACUAUUACUUUCUAUCCCAGGUUUUGCAAAUAGCUUUAUCACUGAUCUCACGACAAAACCUGCAAGCCAGGGAAUGGUUUUAUCAUCUCAGGAUGAAGCAUAUGAAGGUUAUCUAACAUGAUCUGUGAGUAUCCAGGCAAAGUAAAUGAAAAAUGACCUAGCAAUGCUUGCUAGUAGUACCAGACCACUUUAGCCAAUGAAAAACUAAGAUUUCAAAUAAGUGAGCAGUAACAUCAUGAAAGAUAUUAAUUCUGAAUAGAAGCUUUGUGAUGCAGGUAAAGGAGAACAGCAACUUCUCAUAUGCUUUGAUGAGUAGGAAUGCAGGGUUUUUGUCACCCCACUUUAGACUUCAAAAGUUUCUUCCAAGUAUAGAGAACUGUUCAAAAUUACUCCCAAAAACAACAACUUAAGCGUAAGUUACUUAAGUAAUUAUUGUUUUACAUGCUUAGUCAGAAAGCAAAUGGACAAGAACAGGAUUCUUCCUAUAUUUUCAAACUGGUUGAGUGAAGCAUCCAGAUAAAACAAGCCUAGUGAAAGACACCUGUCUUCUGGGUAGAUACUGCACCCUCCUUAAAUUUGUCUGCUAUUAGGAAAGAGAGUUCUCAGGAAAGGAGAAGCCUUCAAAUAGUGAGAAUAUGAGUGGGUAAAUAGUUCCAGCAAAAAAAAUACUACUCUCUCUAAGGCUGAAGAGGUAUAAAAACUGGAUCAUCAUUCUAGGGCAUAUAAGAGAAGGAAAUAACAAACCAAAACAACACAAUCCCCAUAAACAACCCCUCAUUUAUCAUUUUGGAGUCAAAGAAACAAUACUUCUUUUUGUCACUUUCAUGAAAGAUAGUAAAAAUCACAUGCUAGUGAUUUUUACUAUCUUUCAUGAAAGUAACAAAAUCUUUUUAAUUCUUGUCUCAGGAAAAGAACUCACCUGCCUGGGUUUUUUGUAACAUUUCUAAUUAUAUAUCACAAAAUUCUCUGAGGCAGAGGUAUUACAAGUACUAGUACUACAGAAACAUGAAUCUUUAGAGGAAACUUCAUCUGAGCACACUUGAGAAAGAGUGUACUAUGGCUGAAAAGUAAUUUAAAUCAUUUUUAAAAUAAGAAACAUAAGACUCAGAACAUUUUUUUCCUCUAGAAGAGGCAAAGCAGAAGCCUAGAAAAACAACAGAGGUCUGAGUUAAUUUUUCGAACUCACUGCAACAACUAAACUAGAAGGAUGCAAAACUUCUAUGUUUGUUUACCUUAUUUACCUUCCUAUUUGAAAGGAAAAUUUUCUCAAAAUAUGGAAGUGAUUCUGUAAGCAAUGAAGUAAUAAGAAUCUUAUAGAGAAGCCGAAUCUCAUUAGGAGGCUGACAAGACAUGCUGAGAGCUUUUUAUUACUGCAGUGAUAAUGCUCCUUAUUUAUUUUAAAUUUAGUUUCUAGUUUUGGCUAGACCAAUUGCACUGUUCCCAACAUAUACUGCAAUCUUGAAGUACUUUUUAGUCCUUCAUUUUUAGAUUACUGAAUCUGAUGGAAGUUUGUCUUCAUUAGAAAACACUGCUUCCAAUAUCUUGUGGGAAACAUUCUGCAUAGACAUAGGCAUUUGAAUUAAGAUGUGAAAAUAAAAGAAAUCCUUACUCAGCUUCUGAACCAGCAGCUGAGCUCUAACAACUGCAAGACAUAAUUCCUGCAAACGUGAUGUUUUUUUUUGUUUUGGAUCAUUUUAACAUGUAUUGUCUGAAAAAAUGACUUCUUGUACCUGGACACUGGUGGUGGAUAUCUCACAAGCAAACAGAAAAGAGAAUGAAAAAUGAAAAUGAUGAAGAGAGAAGAAAAAAUUGCUAGCCUCUCCAAGACCCAGAACAACCAUGUCUCGAUUACAUGGGAAAAAUCACUGAUUCCUGUGAUUCAGUGGUUGUUCUCUUAGCUGAGCUUUAAAAGAAGAGAAUACAAGUCUGAAGAACUGUAAAUUAUUGGUCAGCCUCAUUUAUGCUAUGCUAUACAAAGUGCUAUACUAUCCUGUGAGUUUCCAUAAAUCUGCAGUUUGGAAAUAUGUAUUUAUGAAAGGGAUGUUAAUGCUAAAUGCAGUGUAGUUAACAUCUCUACAAAUGGAAGAAAAAAGGAAGAAAAUUCAAAUAUUUAAAUAAACAAUAAUUACCUGCAUUCUUAAGUGCUACCUUACUUUUGGUUUCAUUAAAAAAAAUUCAGUCUAACUAAUUUUUUGAACCUACCAAUAAUAAUACUUUCUCUACUGGCACUUUCACUCAAAAACAAACAAGGUGCUAGCACAGGGAAACUAAAUUCUUUCAACAUAAUUGUUUGACUGUUUCAAAAAUCUUGUUUUCCCAAACCUACUGGCUCUAAAGUUAAAUAUUCCCAACAAGUUAAAUAUUUAUUUUUUGACAUUAAAAUACCUGUAACUGUGAUACUGCCUGUGGAAAAAAUCUGUAAGGUAGCUCUGAGAGAUUUUAUUCUGUAACACACGGCAGGAUGCAGUUCUGGUUCAUAACUAGAAAACAAAAUGAAAAGUAAAAAAGAGAGAUCUAGAACUGAAAAAUAAAAGAUUAAGAAGUAGUCCAGGACUAAAAUUCUUUAAAAUCCUACGUACCUUGCAUGAGGUCUGUUAUUCUUCGUAAAUUCUGGCAAUCUUAUCUCAAAGGGCAUGUUGCACACUGCUAAAACAUUCACAACUUUAAAAUCUGUGAAAAUUACCUUUUCAAAAGAGACAGGAAAAAAAGACAUUAGAAUGUACAGCAAGUCAGAUGCAUGGGUUGCAAAAAAAAAAAAAAAAAAAAGACAAGGCUACUACUGAGAAUAUUUUGAUGGGUCAAAAUUAGAAUCUUCAGACUGAUGCUUUUCUAAUAUGCAUCUAAAGAGCAUUUAAUGGACUCAGAACAUUUACAUUAUCUUUCUGUGGUGGAGUAACUGCUGAACUAGAUACUUCACACUUGUAUCAUGGUCACUACAGCAGUAUGGUUAGAACAGUUUAAGGAUGAGACACAGAAAAAACUCAAACUGAUGUACUAAACACCUCCCCACUGAAAAUAAACUAAAUUUAACAGCUCAUGGAACAUCAAAGUAAGCAGAGGAAAAGCUUAAAUAUUAUUGCAAACUUCUUUAAUGCCUUGUUGCUAUAUGCCAUUUGUAUUAAAGCUAAGAAUAAGAAAAAAGGUGGCAACUUUUGCUUUAAUGUCCAGUGGCGAGUAGAGCAAACUGGUUUUCUAUUCUGUAACUUUCUGAAACCCAAACUAUUUGAAUAACUUUCAAGUUAUUCUCUACCACAGACCCUUUAGAUGACAACAAAAUAGCCAACAGACAACUGCUAUACAAAAAACUGCACUGCUGACAGGUCAGUGUUGGCAAUGUCACUGGGGAAACUUUUGCUCAUUUUCUGAGGUUGCCUAAACAUUAAAUGGCCAUUCUUCUUCAAUCUACACUUAGAAAUAUAGUUGGAAAGAUAGUUAGAAAGAAGCAACUUAGCCUUAAAUCAACUUAAUCUUCAAAAUACAAACGGCUCACUUUAUGACAAAACUUGGUGUAUCCACCCUGGAAGUACUUACUGUGCACCUCACUGACUUAACAUUCCAUUCCAACUUUAAAGGGUUGGGUUCAAAGUACACAUUUGUGACAGUAGGAAUGUCACACUUUUGCUGGGGUCUGAUGUAGCAUUACCAGCACAGGCUGCCACCACUGCCUUUAUGUACUAUAAUCAAAAGUAGUCUUUCCUUGAAAAUGACAGCUGCUGUGUCUAUUUAAUUGUCUGUCCCUAAACUGAAUCUGUGUUUAAACAGGACAACAGACUUUCAGGAAGUUUUAGAGCACCAAGUCGUGUAAUUUUAAGUGGUUCAUGUUGCUGUUUUUCAAACCUUACUAUGAAAUGCAAGUGAUGUUUCUGACUGGCAAUGUUAAUCCAAACCCAGAUAAAAGAGAGUGUUUCCUGUCCUAAGUAUUUUAUUUGGCAUAUUUCCAGCUGUGCAACAUGACAGUGCAGGAGCACUUUUCUCCCUUCCUCUUUAAUUUAAGAAGCUCAAACUUGCCCUUAUUCAGAUGGGAAUGUAUCUGCUAUUCCAUUAGAAAUGAGUGAAAAUUAUGUUCAAAUUACAGUAAAGUUUCAGCAUUUUCCAAAUAAAUCUUUUGAGACAUUGUAAA
Messenger RNA from Melospiza melodia melodia, 9877 nucleotides. It is a transcript of the gene SLC2A12, whose product is annotated as solute carrier family 2 member 12. Bases 195 to 1994 code for a protein of 599 amino acids. Gene Ontology annotation, molecular function: symporter activity. Gene Ontology annotation, biological process: circulatory system development; D-glucose transmembrane transport. Lineage: Eukaryota; Metazoa; Chordata; Aves; Passeriformes; Passerellidae. Gene Ontology annotation, cellular component: membrane. The record is from RefSeq and is a predicted model, not a curated record. The transcript has 6 exons.